AAAUCGAAAACCAUUUAAACAUUUUCUGAUUUCUCCCCCGCUAACCAGAAGAUCAUCAUUAUAAUGUCUGGGUUCUCUCAUCCUCACCCUGUCUAUGGCUACGUUUCGACGAGUAUCUCGUCAUCAUCCCAGUCCCAAGAACCCUACGGCUCAAUCACCUCCUCUUAUGCCUCCUCCUACGGCGGUUCCUCAGCGCUUUAUACUUCUUCCUCAGCGUCUUACACUUCUACCACAACGCCCUACAUGGUUAUUGAAGAAAAGGUCCCCCAAGAAAUAAUCACACAGACCGCUACAGUCGGAUACCUGCAAAAGAGUCCGUUCACGACGCUGAAGCCGUCGGCCUUCCCUCCCGGCACCGACCCCAGCGUCGUGGCUAGCUUUCAGAAGGCCGAUCAGGAUAACAGUGGCUUCAUCGACGACAAGGAGAUGCAGAAAAUGCUCACUGAAUACAAUCAGAACUUCAACAUGAGGACUGUUCGUCUUCUCAUUUUUCUUUUCACCAAUAAUAAUUCAAGAAAGAUUGGUCCCAAGGAGUUCAUCGCGUUGUUUUACAGUCUUCAGGAGUGGAGAACCAUUUUUGAGAAAUUCGAUAAGGAUCGGAGUGGGAGGAUUGAUGCAAGUGAAUUGCGAGACGCACUUUUGGGCCUUGGAUUUGCAGUUUCGCCGGCGGUGAUUGAUUUACUGGUGUCUAAGUUCGGUAGAUUCAGAGGCACCAAAGUCCAGGCCAUUGAAUAUGACAACUUCAUUGAGUGCUGUCUUCUGGUCAAGGGAUUAACAGAGAAGUUCAGAGAAAAAGACGACUCUUAUUGUGGCACUGCAACUUUUAGUUACGAGUCUUUCAUGCUUACUGUCCUGCCAUUCCUUAUUGCAUAGAGUUUUAAAAUGUUUGUAAUUUCAAGUUUGGAUUGGGUGUUUAACGUGGCCUCUUUAGCCAGUUUCAGCUGUCCUAUAUAAUAAUAAUAUGUUGCUAUUAAAUAAAAUCAUGUAAUUUACUUUUAUGUGUUGAGAAAAAUUUAUUUGUACCUCCCAGAAAAACAUACAUAUAAUUUAAAAUCACUUGUUG
Molecule: messenger RNA, 1063 nt
Organism: Carica papaya (papaya)
Lineage: Eukaryota; Viridiplantae; Streptophyta; Magnoliopsida; Brassicales; Caricaceae
Product: putative calcium-binding protein CML50
Molecular function (GO): calcium ion binding
Source: RefSeq, a predicted model, not a curated record